Molecule: messenger RNA, 2418 nt
Organism: Mizuhopecten yessoensis (Yesso scallop)
Lineage: Eukaryota; Metazoa; Mollusca; Bivalvia; Pectinida; Pectinidae
Product: coiled-coil domain-containing protein 61-like
Exons: 16
Coding region: 254-1942 (562 amino acids)
Cellular component (GO): centrosome
Source: RefSeq, a predicted model, not a curated record
UUUCAACAUGGCUGCCUUCAUGCGGCUGUUUUGAACUCAGGAAUGUCCAAAACUUUCUAUUUGUACUAAGAGGUCCAUUUUGAAAGUCAAGAUGUUACACGGGGAAUUAUAGAUACAGUAAGCAUCGGAUCAACCGAUAAGAGGAUUUAAGGAAAGAAUUAAGAAGAGCCUGCGUCCAUUUCUGUCGGCAGACAAAAUUUUGACAAGUCGAGACUGGUUCAGUUUGUUGUUUCAGGGUAUAUAAGAUACCAAGAUGGAGGAGGAGACUACAGUGUCGACCUCCUACGUGUUCCGAGGGAUUGAGUACAUCGUAACAAUGUCCACCCAGGCCCAGAGUCUGACCCUGGAGGUAGAGGACAGAUUAACGGCUGACCAAUGGCGGGCUACGUUUGAUUCUGCAUAUAUUGAGGAUCUGACCCAUAAAACAGGAAACUUCAAACAGUUCCACAUCUUCAAUAGUAUGUUGGAGUCUGCUGUCACUCAGAGCAGUGACAGUGUAUCCUUGGACCUGCUCACCUACUCAGACCUGGAGUCCCUUAGACAGAGGAAGACCAAUGUCCCCAAGUCCUCCAUACCAUCCAACAGAUCGGUGUCUGUUAACUCAAAGCGUUACCUCAUCCUUACUUACACUGUGGAGUUUGACAGGAUCCACUACCCCCUCCCAAUUCCUUAUAUGGGGAAGCCUGACCCCCGUCGUCUUCAGGAGACCAUCCGGCAGCUCAGGGAGGAGCUGAAAGCUAUACGUCAACAGGGAGGAUCAGAUUUCAAGUCCAAAGAAAUGGAAAAGUUACAGCGAGACUAUAAAACAUUGCUGAAGGAAAAGGAGGAAAUAGAGGCAGAGUUUCUGCAGUACAGACGAGAGAUGAAAAACACGUCGUCAGGAAAUGCCAUCAAGGAGAUUCGAGUAUUAAAAACAUUUAGUAAGAGUCUGGAGGAGGAAUUGAUGAAGGAGAAGACACGACACCAACGUUCUGCCAGUAAACGGGGCCAGGAAUAUAGAGAGCUGCUGGAGGAGGUAGAGGAGUUGAGGGCAUCAGAAAGGAAUCUCCAUGUUCGGGUGAAGAGCUUAACCAAUGAGCUUGCCAUGUACAAAAGAGACAGACUACACCCGCCAGUCCACCACCAGAGGUCAUCAAGACCUUCAGCACGAGACAGAUUUCCCUCCAGAGAACGGUCAGUAUCUCGGGAAAGAUCUCUGUCCAGGGAUAGGUCCUGGUCUAGUGACCGAUUGUCAGUCAAGGAGAGGUCAUUGUCCCGCGACCGUGACCGUCCUUCAUCAGCUCCUAACAGGAGUCGAAACUCUUCAUACAGAAACUCAUUCACCAAGCCCCGAAGUCGCACGCCUUCCCCCUCCCCAGCAGGUGCUAGAAAUCCAAGAUUUGAUCCUUCAGCUUAUAUCAAAGAUCAAGAACAACGAAAAACAGAAAGCAGAUUAAAAAAACAGAGGCAAGUGAAGUCUAAUUUAUCUGGCUGCUCCAACAGAUCCAAACAGUCACCAAGCUCCUCCAGAAUAAAUUCUAGUCGUCUCUCAGCAGCGAGCAGUCGAAACAGGUCACGGACGUCGUCAUUUGGAAGUGUAGGUGAAUUGAGUGAUGGAGGGAUGUCGGAUUCUUCCUACUCUCGUUUAAGAACAUACAACAAGAAUUACACAAGAAACAAACGAACAGAACAACAGACAAACCCUUAUCUGUCCAGUCCUGAUGUGCCACAGAAAACAACAAGCAGAAUAAAUGCCAAAUCAAGAAACCACAAAAAAAUUCCCGUGUCCAGUACGCCUGACAACCACUAUCAAACCAAGAGGAAGCGCCCUCUACGGAACAAGGAAAACUUCCCGGUGGAGAGUGGAGAGGAUAGUGAUUAUUUUGACCGAUCAGUUGAAAUCUCAGAAAUUGAUGAAAGACUGACCCGACUACAGCAGCUGAUGAAGACCAGCAUGGAAUGACCAGUAGGAUGUGAUUAGUGUUAAUACAGUGGUCACCACUGUGAUCGGUUUGGAACCUCACAGCAGUUAUAGUGGUCAUUUGUGUAGAGCUGACCAUCUUAAGUUACAGAUUGUCAAUGACAAAAGUCUGAAGUAUUAAAUCCUAUAGGGAAGUCUGCAUAUAGAACACAGAAGAUUCAGGCUACUUCCAUAAAUAUUUGAUAGUUGUAAGGCUACUGUAGCUGUGUGAGAACACACCGAUGGUGAAAUGGAUUUAAGGAUAAUCUGCUAGUCCAGGAUUUUACUCAAGGCCUUAUUCAGCCAUUAGAAUAUCUUACUCUGGCCUGUGUCCAAUCAGGCCAAGAUCUUACUCAGGGCCAGAGUCCAAUCAGUAGAGGAUUUAGGUUCUUGCACACGGACUGUGUCAAAUCAGUACUUUGGGCCUAUAUGCAUUCAGGGCUGUGUCAAAUCAGUACUUUGGGCCUAUAUGCAUUCAG